Molecule: messenger RNA, 1694 nt
Organism: Amphibalanus amphitrite
Lineage: Eukaryota; Metazoa; Arthropoda; Thecostraca; Balanomorpha; Balanidae
Exons: 7
Coding region: 104-982 (292 amino acids)
Source: RefSeq, a predicted model, not a curated record
CCGCCGUCGACUCGGACGGCCGUCGGCCAGUCGUGCCGUCGGAGCCGACGGGGGAGGGCCGUCGGAGCCGACGGGGAGGGUCGUCCGAGACGGCGGUGGCGCGAUGGCCAGUGGAGGGGCGCCGUCCGUCGGCCGCCUGGCACCGCCUCUGCUGUUGCUGCUGCUGCUCUCGGUGCUGUCAGGCAGUCUCGGAAUCCGUCUGCUGCGCUCGGAGAUCCCGCGCUACGUGGCGGCCGGCCAGCACGUGCCGCUCUCGUGCCACGUGGUGCUGGACUGGCGCGAGCGGCUGUACGCGGUCAACUGGUACCGGGACGGCCACGAGUUUUACCGGUACAACCCGGGCGAGGUACCGGCCGCCCAGGUCUUCCACCAGCCGCACAUACACGUCGAUGUGACGGCCAGUAACGCCAGCACUGUGCUGCUGCGACACAUGCGGCCAGAGUCGUCCGGAGUGUACCGGUGUGAGAUCUCCACGGAGGCACCGCUCUUCAACACGGUCACACGACACGGAAUGCUGCAGGUCGUCAAUCUGCCGACGCACGGUCCGAUCAUCAGCGGCGGCCAGGAGCGGUACCGGAUCGGGGACGUGAUCCAGCUCAACUGCACCUCCCCGGGCACCGUACCGCCGCCGCAGCUCACCUGGUACAUCGAGGGAGAGCGGGCGCACCCGGGCCUGGUGACAGAGUUCCCCCGCUCGGUCGGUCCCGGCGGUGUGGUGGUGGUCACCAAACAGCUACGGCUGACGCUGCUCGACCGGCACCUGGCCGCCACCGGCAGACUCAAAAUCAAGUGCACUGCCUCGCUGGAAAACAUCUACUGGAGGAGCCACGAGCGGCACGUGCACGAGCACGUGGAGGCUCGGCCGGCACGUGUCACCGGUAGACAUAUCCGCAACGAGGCCGGCGCACUGAGCGUGUGGCAAAAGUGGCGCGUUGUUGCGGCCGCCAGCUCGCUGCUGCUUCACCAGUCAGUCUGGAGGUGACCGCCCGCUGACCGAGGAUGUCCGGAGCGUUCCCCGCUGGAGGAACCAGGGCCAGACGACCGAGGGGGUUCAUAGGGUCCCCUCCAGCAGGAGCCGGAACUAACUACCGAUCGGUGAAAUACUGACCAGCGAUAAAGCGCCGGCAGAGAGUGAGCGCCCUGAAGGGCAAAGGAACUGAGAGUGAAAAAUGAGAACCCUGGAGUAGAGAGCGAACACCCUGAAGGGCGGCGAACUGAGAAUGAGAACUGAGAACCCUGGAGAAUAGAGCGAGCACCCUGAAGGGCAGGGGAACUGAGAGUGAUUGUGCUGGGGGGCAAAAACUCUGUAUUCUGGGUGAACAGGGAGUGAAAAUCCUGUGGGGUGAGUGAGCUAGGAGCGAAUGUACUACAUCGAGAAUGACUCAGCCUUGUAAAUACCGCUCAUUUGUAUGGUGCCGAGCGUGGUGAGGUCGCGUUGUCAGCCUGCGCUCUCGCACAGACCCAAGUGACUGGUAUACAGUGGCCGCUCUGCGCUAUGAAAACAGCCGUGUGGGACUGGCAGUAUGAAAAUCGCUUAUCGUGCGCCGGCAUCCCGCAUUUUCGUAUUUACCGACGUGCGUGGUGAUGAGGGCUGCCUGUGUACAGUUGGCGUUUGCCCAACUUUUAUAUGUAACCAUGUACCCAUCUGCUAUGCAUGAUGCUGGAUAACAAAAUAUAAAUGCUUAUAAGCUUCA